Molecule: messenger RNA, 408 nt
Organism: Trichomonas vaginalis G3
Lineage: Eukaryota; Parabasalia; Trichomonadida; Trichomonadidae
Exons: 1
Coding region: 1-408 (135 amino acids)
Source: RefSeq, a predicted model, not a curated record
AUGAAAAACAACCCCGACUUAGAGAAAGACUAUAUAUUUAAUAAUUUAGUCAAAAGAGACAAACAAGAAAGAAUGCCGGGCUUCAAACUUCAGAAAGGAGACAAAGUAAAAAUAGAAAUACCUAAACGCGACCCAUAUGAAAAUACUAUUGACUAUGACAACAAUGGGAACCCGACAGGUACUCACAUUCGUGUUCGUAAAAAUAGAAGAAAGUAUACAAGAGAAUAUUAUGAAGUUUUAGGCAAACAUGGCAAAAUGUACACACUGCAAGCAGAAGAUAAAACUACUAUUGUCAGACCUCGUUUCAAACUUGUCAAAGUUCAAGGUGGUAUACUUUCAAAGACAGUUCCUAACAAAUAUAAGACAACUCCUGACGAAUAUGCUAAAGAAGUUGAAAAUGACGACUAA